This is a messenger RNA of Syngnathoides biaculeatus (alligator pipefish), 2091 nucleotides long. Its product is annotated as acyl-CoA-binding protein-like. Gene Ontology annotation, biological process: fatty acid metabolic process. Gene Ontology annotation, molecular function: fatty-acyl-CoA binding. The record is from RefSeq and is a predicted model, not a curated record. The transcript is spliced from 4 exons. The coding region runs from base 149 to 409 and encodes 86 amino acids. NCBI's taxonomy places the organism in Eukaryota, Metazoa, Chordata, Actinopteri, Syngnathiformes, Syngnathidae.
UGAUAAGGGGAACUGUGUUCGUGCAUGUUGAUGAGGUGCAUCUUGUGUAGGUGCCUCCCACUUCUACUCUCCAGCAGGAACCGAUGACAAGGCUGCAACCUGGAAUGCAAGCUCAGCACUCAUAAAGGGUCUCCCUCUCUUUGUGGCCAUGACUGAACUCUUUAACAAAGCAGCAGAAGAAGUGAAGGUGCUGAAAACACGGCCUAACCGCGACGAAGUGCAUGCACUUUAUGGUUUAUACAAGCAGGCCACAGUUGGGGACCUUGAUUCUGAUCGUCCAGGGAGAUUUGAUAUGAUAGGAAGACUAAAAUGGGAUGCGUGGAAUGAAAAGAAAGGUCUCUCCAAGGAAGAGGCAAUGGCUGCCUAUGUUGAUUUGGUAGAGAAGCUGAAAACAAAAUACGGGAUCUAAGAUCUAUGUCCCCCAAGUGAUUUUUCUUUUCAUUUUGAUACUCCCAAAGGAAAAAAAAUGCAAUACUAAAUCUUUUAUUUGGAUACUAAAGUUGAACCUUCAUCCUGAUUUGCGGUUCCUUGUAAUGAAUCUCUCAAUUUUUAACCUGUUAAAAUUAAAGCAUAGAUAAAUUACCAAAUUUUAAUCAAAAGACUUUGUACAUUGUGUGCCUCCUUUACUUCCAGUUGUACGCUUCGAGCAGUUUUUUUCCCCCCAGCAUCUCACCAUUGUCCGGCAGGCCACUGUCCACUGACGACAUUCCAGUCAUGGUUGCCUUCAGGGGCCCAGUUAUAACAGUGCAAUCAAAUAAAUGUAUAAUUGCUAUAUGAUUCUAAUGCUACCCACAAAAUCAGUUUGGUAAGCAUUCUGGAUUUAAGGUCAUUGUUCGUUUCACAUUCUGUACAGUAAAGAGAUGCAAAAUGAAGCUCCUAAGUGUAAAUGAAUCGAUUUAAUUAUAAUUUGAAUUGAAUGUCAACAGCCUAACGCUUUUCUUUUUAGGAAAGUGUAAUAUGAUUAAUUUAUCUUUUUAGGAAGUGAAAGCUGUACAAAAGUGUAUUAAAAAUAGUUUAAACAAUGGGAAUUAUCUUGGUAUUGAAAACAUCAUUGGCAUAUGUUAUUUCUCGAACAUCGUAGAGACUGUUUGUGCGUAAAUACUGCUGGAAGUUGCAUUUGUACUGUAUUUUGGUUGUGCAACAUUGUUAUCUACAUUUGUGUGAUGCUUAACAAACACUGUUUUGUUCAAAGCAUAAUGCUAUCUAUUGAUGCCGAGCUGCACUAAGUUCCCAAACUAUGGGCGUAUACCUUUAGUGGAAGGCAGUUACACUCUUCAUCCAUCACCUAAUACUGUUAUUUUUUCUGUCAGAACCAAAGAAACACCUCACAAUAUUACACAAUUGCAAUACAAUAGAAUUUCCAUUACCAUGGUUUUAUGAUGCAUAACUUGUUUUGAGCAUAAAUUGGUCAAAAACGAUAGCAACCCAUAUAAAAUGACGUUUAGCCAUUGGACCUUGUGCAUAGAGAGUGAAUGUGCUUUUCAUGUCAAAUCCCAGGCCCUUUUUUUUUUUUUUUUUUUUUACAGUAGGCAUAAAUCCAGACUUGAGCAGGAGUGUAUAGCGCUCAUGCACAUGACGUCACCAUUUUCAUGGAACCAUAUUGCCGGUCAAACAGAGCUACUCGCCAUUGUGGGAGACAUUGAACAGGAGGGGAAUAUUUACAAUACCCUAGAUCUGUUGUGCUUUUGGUUGUCACAACAGACGAGGUAGAUAUACAAAGAGGUCAUUCUAUAGAAUACCAGCUCAAAAGACCAGAAAUAUCGAUGGAUUUUGGCAAUUUAAUGUGAUGGAUGGUGCCCAACCAAAUACACACGCUUGUGUAGUGAUCACUUCAUUUCAGGUAGAAAUUAUUCUUAAUCUCAAAUUCCAAAGUAUUUAUAACGCCAAGUUGACUCAUUUGAGAAUACAUAUUUAAAAAAACAAAAACAUAUGUCUCACAGAGGUUUAGAAGUGAGUGUGUGCGUGUGGAGGAGCCGACUCCCCGUCCACUUUUUCUUCCAAUCAUAAUGAAUGCGGUUUGUGUAAAACCAGGGGUCAUUUAUUUAAAUAUGGGUAUUUGUAUUGAAUACUAGCUGAAAAGAUCAAUGAAUU